Pedinophyceae sp. YPF-701 is the source of this 1887-nucleotide messenger RNA. The record is from the annotation of a GenBank genome assembly. NCBI's taxonomy places the organism in Eukaryota, Viridiplantae, Chlorophyta, Pedinophyceae.
AUGACUGUCGCAGACGGGACGCUGCGAACGUUCUGGAUUCGGCCCUGCGGGGCCGAGGCGGACGUCAACGUGUUCGUUGAGGGAGGCGAGUGUGAAGGAGAGGAGCCGCAGCUCAAAGUUCAGGUCGGCGACGUCGUAUCGUACGACAAGGUGCUGUCCGAGAUCGCAGCGUGCCUCCGCGCGGACGUGAAGGGCCUCGAGCUGUUCCAGAAGGCGCCGUCCGCUGUCAGGCCUGGGCAGGGAGAGAGCUUCUUCUUGGCCCCGAAGAAGUGGAAGAGCUACUGUGCGUCGUUCGUGCUUGACGAGGAGCCUGACAAGAAGGCAGACGCCAACCUGUGGGCGCAAUACGCGGGAUGGACGCGCCACAAGGACGAUCGGGCUGGCUUGGAGGACGAGGCCCAACUGCCCGUCAUUUUCGUGCGCGUGAAAGAGCGGAACGGAGGCGCCAGGACGGGCUCCCAGGAGGCGGGCGCCGCGGGGGGGUCGCCAUCGAGUGGACCGAGGAGUGUGUUCGGCGCGGACGGCGUCGCGCUUCCUCAGGCCCGCGGCCGGGUGGUGUUCAGUGUAGCGCAGGCUGCGGUCAAGGACGUCGUCGAGAACUGCUUCGUGAGGGAGGUCGGGAAGUGCGAGCACUGCCAGGGCGUCGCGACGCCCGACUGGGACAAGUGCGAUUGCCUGAAGGUGCUUCCCACGGCGAUGCAGCCGGAGCCGCUGGUGGAGAACGCGUACGUGCGCGUGUUCGUGGCGGUGCAGCAGCUGGAGGACAAGACACCUGGCUGGGGCGGGAGCAACCGGCGGGGCAUCCACGUCAGUGAGGUCUCUGGUCUGCUGAAGAGCGUCCAGAACAACUACCACACGCGCCUCUUCAGGGGCAAGCCGCGCGAGGAGCGCGCUCAGUUGGAGGUGACGUGGCCGUACGGGCCCGUCGUGCACGGGGGGGUUCUCGAUGUCGCCAAGAAGCUGGGCGUGGAAGUCGCUGAGGACCGCCUGCCGGCUGCGCUCCCGCUGGAGCAGGCGGCGGACUUGGUCGCAGCGCUAUGGGGGUUCGACGGCGCAGCCCUGCGGGCCGCUCACGCGGAUCUCGACGCACUGGUCUGCAAGCGCCCGCGUUACAACCCCACGGCGCGCCCGGUGGAGGACCCGCGCCUGUGGCAGAACUGGCCCGACAGAGCGCCGGGGCACAAACUUCCGCAGGUCGUGGCGGCGUUCCUCGCGCUCUGGGACGAGUGGAAGCACUUCUGGUCUGCUCAGAAGUUUCCCGUGCCCAGGAACCACAACCGGGGGAAGUGGAAGGCGUGGCUGAGGGCGCUGGACGCGGGGCGCAGCGACGACAUCAGCGGCAGCUGGCGCCACGCUUCGCGGUGGUGGGCCUGCGAGGCGUGGGUGCGUGACGGGCACGAUGCGGUGCCCGAGGUGCCCGGCACGCAGGAGGCGCGGCCGGCUACGUCUGCGGGGGCAGCGCCGGCGGAGGAGGACGACGAGGAGGAGGAGGAGGAGGAGGCCGACGAGCUGGACAGGAUCGAGCCGACGGAGGUCCUCGAGGGCGACACUCCCCUCUGCGCGUGCGCAAAGAGGAAUGGCCUGCCGCAGAUCAAGGAGCGCAAGAAUCCGGGCCCCCUGUGGUGCUGGCACGGCGCGGACGUAGCCGUGGGGGACGUCCCCGGCGAGUUCAAGCAGCAGGCGAAAGUGGGCGACACCUGCACACGGGGCCGCGUGGAUCCUCGCGUGGAGACGUCUGCGGAGGGUCUCCUGGCGGCUGCCGGGCCGCCCCCCCCGCGCCGCGGGAAGCGCAAGGCCCGGGCGCCGGCGCUCGCGCAGGUCGACUCGAACAGGGGCGCCGGUUCGGGCGCACGCCCCGGCACGCGGGCGCGCACCGCGGGGUCGUAG